Molecule: messenger RNA, 1747 nt
Organism: Prosopis cineraria
Lineage: Eukaryota; Viridiplantae; Streptophyta; Magnoliopsida; Fabales; Fabaceae
Product: anthocyanidin 3-O-glucosyltransferase 5-like
Exons: 1
Coding region: 100-1524 (474 amino acids)
Molecular function (GO): UDP-glycosyltransferase activity
Source: RefSeq, a predicted model, not a curated record
CCUCCAAGCAGCUUCACACGCUCGCCCGAUCAAGACACCUCUCUCCUUGCAAUUCGUCUCUCGUUUUCCAGUGAUCUCGAGCUCCCCCGCCACACUAUCAUGGGAACCAAUGCGGUGCCAGCCGACUCCGACGCCAUGAAACCACACGUGGUCGUUCUGCCAAGCCCUGGCUUGGGUCACGUGACACCCCUCUUGGAGCUGGCGCUGCGCCUUGUUACCCACCACGGCUUUCGCGUGAGCUUCCUCAACAUCACCACCGAAGCUUCCGCCGCUCAAAACCAACUGCUUCGCUCCCCUCGCAUUCCGCCCGACCUCCACGUCGUUGAUCUCCCUCUUGCUGACGUGUCCACCCUCUUGUCCUCCGAAACCACCGUCGUCGUCCGUCUCUCUCUCAUCGUGCAGCAAAGCUUGCUCUGCUUGGACACACUCCUAACAGAAUUCACUCCCAAGCCUCGAGCUCUCAUCAUUGAUCUCUUUUGCACCCAAGCUUUUGAUGUGUGCGAGCAGCUCUCCAUUCCCACCUUCACGUUUUUCACCGCCUCUUCCCACUUGCUCGCUUUCUCUUUGUUUCUUCCCAGGCUUGACAGGGAAGCUGAGGGAGAGUUCGUGGACCUUCCUCGACCCGUCGAGGUUCCGGGUUGUGCACCCAUCCGAACCGGAGACUUGUUAGACCAGGUCCGAAAUCGCAAGAUUGAUGAAUACAAAUGGUACCUCUACCACCUCAGUCGCCUUCCCAUGGCCGCCGGCAUUUUACUCAACACCUGGGAGGGUCUCGAACCCGUCACGCUCGCUGCUCUUAGAGAGCAUCCAUUCUACGGGCAGAUACCAAUCCCACCAGUUUACCCGGUUGGACCGGUCAUCAAAGAAGCCGGAGCCCAGUGUGUGGCUUGGCUUGAUAGGCAACCUCCCGAAUCGGUGCUGUUGGUGGCACUGGGUAGCGGUGGCACUCUGAGCGGGGAACAAGUUACUGAGUUGGCUUGGGGUUUAGAAUUGAGUCAGCAACGGUUCAUCUGGGUGGUUCGAACGCCGAGCGACGUGAGUGCAAAUGCCUCAUUCUUCAAUGCAGGAAGCGAUGCCGACGAUCCAAAAUCUUACUUGCCGGAGGGAUUUGAGGAGAGGACGGGGGAAAGAGGGUUGGUGGUGCCGUCAUGGUGUCCGCAGGUGGAGAUUUUAGGUCAUGCAUACACGGGGGGGUUCAUGUCUCACUGUGGGUGGAACUCGACGCUGGAGAGUGUGGCGCAUGGAGUGCCGAUGAUCGCUUGGCCGCUUUACGCUGAGCAGAGGAUGAACGCGACGAUGCUGGUGGAGCAAAUUGGCGUAGCGGUUAGAGCAGGCGAGGGUAGUGGAGGCGUCAUUGGAAGGAAGGAGAUAGAGAAAGCGGCGAGGAUGACAAUAAAAGGUGAGGAAGGGAAGGCCAUGAGACAUAAGGCUAAAGAGUUGAAGCAGAGUGCUUCUGAAACGUUACGCAAUGGCGGAUCGUCGUACGAGUCGCUGGCUUCUCUGUCUGACCAGUGGAGGGCAUGACCUCCUUUUCCUUCAACCUUUAGUUUGACUGCUCGAGACUUCCUCUGAGACGGGGAGGGUUCAUUUUAUUCGUACUUGAAUAAACUGAAGACGGGUGAAGAUAAUUGAAGAUAAAUAACAGGGACAGAGGGUGGCUUUGGGUUUCAUCCUCGAAAAUCAAUUUAACUCUCUCUUUUAAGUUAAAAUCACUUAAUUAAUUAAAAACAGUUUGUUUUGGAUUGAA